AGGGCCGGCCAAUCAGGGUGCGUUCGGAAGCUUCUCUUUUGCUACAUUGUUGAAAGAAACUGACCAGCCCGCGAGUGAGCAACAGAAGAUGGACCUGGAACAGCUAGAGAAGCUGCGUCUUAUGAACCAAGAUCUCCUGCAGAGGCUAAAGGCAAACCAAGAGGAAUUCAGGAAACUGUUGCCUGACAGAUCUCCAUCGUGGCCCCUGCGAUCCAAAAGAAAGACUCCUGAGAACAGACGGGUGCCAGAUCCCCAAACCAGGAAAGAGAACCAAGUCCAGGCUGCUGAAGAGUUCCCUAGCGCUGUGAUGGGGCUGGCCAGGGGGGCAGGGCCCCCACAGGCAAGACCUGGCCUCAGCCCCCCCUCGAAACCCACCACAUCCCGCCAGGAAGAAGAGCAAGAAACACCACCCCAAGAGGGUCGGCAUCCAGACUCGGAUCGGACUGAGAAGACUUCUGUGCCGUCAGCAACGGAGGGCAAGCCUGCCCGAGCAGCUGACAAAAUGGUGAAAAAAUGCCAUGCUCCAGGAGACCCAGAGGGAAAAUCCAUUCCUGUGAGCCAAACAGACUCUGAAAUGGAUCCUGCUGCCUUGCGAAGGGCGAGGGCCAGAGCGGAGCCAAACCAGGCGCAAGCCAAAGGGAGCCGCGGGCCAAGAGCGUCGGCUAGGAUGCCGCCGGCUCCCAAAUCGAUCCUGCUCACCCCUCAGUGCAAGGAAACCAAAGAGAAAACUCAGAAGGAGGCCGGGCGUGUGACGUUUGUGUCUGACCCUGAAGAAUACACUCUCUCUGCAGACGAGUGGUCGGUUCGCCCUUUCCUGGGGUACGACUGGAUUGCAGGGUUGCUAGACAUGGACUGUUCAGUCUCGGAGAAACCAGAGCAGUACUUUUCUGAGCUGCAGGACUUCCGGCGGGUGAACAGAGAUGCUUGUGUCUACGAUGGAUGCUUACGGUCGGAGAUUCUGGGCUCCUCGGCUCUCAACCAAGGAUCAGAGACGGAAUCAACUUCCCAUCAGUGUGUCUUCUGCUACCGCUUAAACAAGCGACUCUUCACUGUCCCCACGGGGUCAGAGGCGGCCUGUCCCAUCUGCAAAACUCUGAGAACUCAGCAGCCUCCGGAAACUCUGGUGGAACCAGCCUUUGUCAGGGUCAGCAUCCCGCGAUCCACCCUCCUCCCACCGUACAAGCACAAAAUCCACCGCAGGAAAAGCUACGAGCCAGCAGAUGACCUGGCAUUGCCAUCGCACUGCCUGGCCGGCUGGGAGAACCCCGCCCAGACUUUCAGCUGCACCCUGAGCAGUCUCGACCUCCGGACUACCCUGGCUGCCAAUUCUUCCGGCCACUUUGAUUGGGAGUUUGUGUCUAGAGUAUCAGGCAAAACCAGGACCGAUGACCUCCUCAACCUUUCCCGUGUGGCAGCAUUCGAACUCGACAACAUGUCUCGUCUGUGGCGUCACCGGAAGUUGUCGUUCAGUUAGAGCAGUUCCAUCUCUUCCCCUCCACCUAAUGGGAGGGGGGGGGAAUCAGGAAGCCUGGAAUUAAGUCUGAGGGCUGCUUCUGCCCCUGAAGCUGAACAGCCCACCAACCCGGCUCCCAGCAGAGCCGAGUUCAAGAAAAGGCGGGACAGUCAACAAAAAUCUCUGUCUGUUCCUCAAAGCCCAGGGCAUGCAGACACAAUGUAAAAGCGGGUUUAUUUUUUUCCAAGUGGUACUUGAGCAAAGAGGGGGUUUCAAACGGUUUUCAAUAAAAAUGAUUUUUCUUAUUUC
Molecule: messenger RNA, 1762 nt
Organism: Heteronotia binoei (common prickly gecko)
Lineage: Eukaryota; Metazoa; Chordata; Lepidosauria; Squamata; Gekkonidae
Gene: MIIP
Product: migration and invasion inhibitory protein
Exons: 10
Coding region: 89-1474 (461 amino acids)
Biological process (GO): negative regulation of G2/M transition of mitotic cell cycle; negative regulation of cell migration
Source: RefSeq, a predicted model, not a curated record